ACAUUCAUGUUCAUUAAUUCGUGUAUGAUAUAAAGUGAAGACACGAGGGUACAUGAAUGUUCACUUCUACGUUGCGCAAUUUCAAGCCAUCAAUUCGAUGACACUUCUUUAUACUUGUAACCACCACCGAGAAAUCGCCAGUUAAACCCUGGAAUUGAUAUGAGCCCGGUUGGUUCUCCAUUAUUCAGGAACAAUGAGGAUGUCAAGAACUCAUGCUUGCAUGAGAAAGAUCGCAUCUUUAUCAAAUUUGGUGAACAAGAAAGCCGGGUUAGGCUCUGGCUCAAGAUUGGUCUCUGCUGAAAGUGGGAGAAGCGAUGAUUUUGGUGAAGUAUUGAGUAAAGGGAAGAGAUUCGCAGCUGUUUGGGGCAAUGGAGAUUUUGGGAGAUUGGGAUUAGGCAAUUUGAAGUCGCAGUGGAGGCCUAAGCCUAUUUUGCCAUCCGCUUUUGGUGAUCAGAGUUUGAAGGAGGUCGCUAGUGGUGGUGCUCACACACUUUUCCUCACUGAAAAUGGAGAUGUUUAUGCUACUGGACUCAAUGACUUCGGACAGCUAGGCAUAUCAGAGACACAAGAUUAUUCGACUGAGCCUCACAGGGUUUCCAGUAUUCCUAAGAGGAUUGUUAAAAUUUCAUCUGGAUAUCACCAUUCAGCUGCCAUUACAGAGGAUGGUGAACUCUAUUUAUGGGGAAAGAAUGCAAAUGGUCAACUUGGCCUUGGAAAAAAGGCACAAAGGAUUGUUCCUCUUCCCUGUAAAGUUCAAUGCUUGGAUGGAGUCGCAAUUAGAACGAUAUCUUUGGGGUUUGAACACUCAAUUGCUAUCACAGACAACGGUGAAGCUCUGAGUUGGGGAGGAGGAGAGUCUGGAAGGCUUGGUCAUGGACAUGAAUCAAGCAUUUUGGGGUUUCAGAAGAGCAGCAGAGAGUAUACACCACGUCUAAUUAAGAGUCUUGAGGGAGUACAGGUCAAAAGUGUUUCUGCUGGAAUGCUGCACUCUGCCUGUAUCUCUGAAGAUGGCUCUGUUUAUGUUUUUGGUGAAAAAGAAUUAGGAAAAUGGGGUUUUGGAAAAGCAAAGAAUGUGACAACACCAUCUACAAUUAGCACACUCCCAUUUUCUGAUGAAGUCGCUUGUGGUGCUUAUCACACCUGCGUAAUUACAAAUGGCGGGGAACUGUACUCAUGGGGAUCCAACGAGAAUGGCUGUCUAGGCAUUGGGUGCACAAAUGUCAGUUAUUCACCUGAAAGAGUCCAAGGUUCGCUGUUGACUCAACCAGUUAUCAAGGUGUCCUGUGGUUGGAAGCACACAGCAGCAGUUUCUGGAGGCCACGGUUACACUUGGGGCUGGGGUGGUUCAAACGGAACUUUUCAAGAUGAUGGGCAUUCACCAGGAGGACAGUUGGGUCAAGGUGAUGACAUUGACUACGUCGAACCAAUGCUGCUCGACUUUCAUAAGAGCGUUAAAGCUUUAGAAGUAUCUUGCGGAUUCAAUCACACUGCUGGCAUCUUUGAAUUAUCAAACUAAGGACCUGCGCGUCAUUUCAUAGAACGCGUCGUCCCUUGCUUAUCAUCACAAGAUUUUGAGGGGAGAUUUCGUUGUUGUGAUAUCUGCUCAAGUAGAGUCAUGGAUGAAGCAGAAUAUACACGGUUCAGGUCAGUCGCCACGGUUUCCCAUUAAUUUAGUUAAAAUCGGAUUAUUCGACUUCAAAUAUCACUUACGUGUCUAUAAAUUUGAAAAAUAAAGAGAAAUAAAAAGUAAAUGUGAAAGAUUUGUGAUCGUACCAAUCUGGUUCUGUUUAUGAGUUUUAUCUGUAUAAGGCCAUGUUGUACUUUAAUGUAUAUUAAGAGUUGUACCAUUAUUUGUGUUUGCAUUCUUGUCGGAUAUAUUGUAAACAACAAAAUUAUCGUCUUCCCCAACGCUUUGAAAUAUUUCUUUUUCGGUCAA
Molecule: messenger RNA, 1936 nt
Organism: Salvia miltiorrhiza (redroot sage)
Lineage: Eukaryota; Viridiplantae; Streptophyta; Magnoliopsida; Lamiales; Lamiaceae
Product: ultraviolet-B receptor UVR8
Exons: 15
Coding region: 194-1516 (440 amino acids)
Source: RefSeq, a predicted model, not a curated record